Messenger RNA from Spinacia oleracea (spinach), 1793 nucleotides. RefSeq names its product fructose-bisphosphate aldolase-lysine N-methyltransferase, chloroplastic. Gene Ontology annotation, cellular component: chloroplast. Bases 124 to 1599 code for a protein of 491 amino acids. The record is from RefSeq and is a predicted model, not a curated record. Gene Ontology annotation, molecular function: protein binding; [ribulose-bisphosphate carboxylase]-lysine N-methyltransferase activity; protein-lysine N-methyltransferase activity. The transcript is spliced from 6 exons. Lineage: Eukaryota; Viridiplantae; Streptophyta; Magnoliopsida; Caryophyllales; Amaranthaceae. Gene Ontology annotation, biological process: peptidyl-lysine monomethylation.
AUGUCAUGACUCAUGAAUUCCAUGAAACAAGUCAUCAUCAACUCAUCUACCAACAAAACCUUUGGAUUGGGAAAUUCCUAAUCUUAAAGUGAGUGAGUGAGUGAGUGAGUGAGUGAGCUAAAAAUGGCAACUUUAUUCACUCUCAUCCCCUCAUCAAACUCUACCUUUCUCAACCCUUUCAAAACCACCCAACACUCCAAACUUCAUUUCGCAACCCCAUCUCCCACCUUCAAAAACCCGCUCUCAAUCAGAUGUUUCCGGCCACCGGAAACCGAUACACCACCGGAAAUCCAGAAAUUCUGGGGUUGGCUUUCCGACAAAGGAAUUAUCUCACCAAAAUGCCCUGUAAAACCAGGUAUUGUCCCAGAAGGAUUAGGACUAGUAGCCCAAAAAGAUUUAUCCAGAAACGAGGUCGUUUUGGAGGUGCCCCAGAAGUUUUGGAUAAACCCAGAUACAGUUGCAGCUUCAGAGAUUGGGUCAGUUUGUAAUGGUCUUAAGCCUUGGGUUUCUGUGGCUUUGUUUCUGAUGAGAGAGAAAAAAUUGGGGAAUUCUUCAUCUUGGAAACCUUACAUUGAUAUUUUGCCUGAUUCUACUAAUUCAACGAUUUAUUGGUCAGAAGAGGAACUCUCUGAGCUUCAAGGUAGUCAGUUGCUGAACACAACAUUGGGUGUGAAGGAGUUAGUAGCAAAUGAGUUUGCAAAACUGGAGGAAGAAGUACUAGUUCCCCACAAGCAACUAUUCCCUUUUGAUGUAACUCAAGAUGACUUCUUUUGGGCAUUUGGAAUGCUAAGAUCAAGAGCAUUUACUCGUCUUGAGGGCCAAAGUCUUGUUCUAAUCCCCUUGGCCGAUUUGGCUAACCACAGUCCUGAUAUAACAGCACCGAAGUAUGCUUGGGAAAUCAGAGGAGCUGGUCUAUUCUCUAGAGAACUUGUAUUUUCACUGAGGAAUCCAACCCCAGUUAAGGCUGGUGACCAGGUUCUGAUCCAAUACGAUUUGAACAAGAGCAAUGCGGAAUUAGCCUUAGAUUAUGGGUUGACGGAAUCCAGAUCAGAACGAAACGCAUACACCCUAACACUGGAAAUACCUGAAUCAGAUUCCUUUUACGGGGACAAGGUAGACAUAGCUGAGUCAAAUGGGAUGGGGGAAAGUGCCUACUUUGAUAUUGUUUUAGAACAGCCACUUCCUGCAAAUAUGCUACCAUAUUUAAGGCUUGUUGCACUUGGUGGAGAAGAUGCUUUUCUGUUGGAGUCUAUAUUCAGGAAUUCUAUAUGGGGACAUCUUGAUCUUCCUAUUAGCCCUGCCAAUGAGGAGCUCAUAUGCCAAGUGAUUCGUGAUGCUUGUACAUCUGCUCUUUCUGGUUACAGUAGUACCAUUGCAGAGGAUGAGAAGCUGUUAGCACAAGGUGAUAUAGAUCCGAGGCUUGAGAUUGCUAUAACUAUAAGGUUAGGGGAAAAGAAGGUGUUGCAACAGAUUGAUGAGGAAUUCAAAGAAAGAGAGAUGGAAUUGGGUGGUUACGAAUACUACCAAGAACGGAGGCUUAAGGAUCUUGGAUUGGCCGGUGCACAGGGAGAGAAACUCCCCUGGAUAGGAGAGGUCUAAUUAUUUAUAGAACACUUUUCUACUUGCUUUUCUUUACUUCACUUCACUUCACUUGAGAAAAUCAUUAUCCUGAAAUUGUAGAACAAUAGUGAUUGAUUUUGCUGUAAUGUUCACUUGAAAGUGGAAACUACAAUCAAAAUGCAAACUACUUCCUCCCUCCGCUCCUUAAUAACAAACCACAUUCAUACUUUCAA